AUGUCUGCGAGUUCGCCGUCGGUGGGCGCCACAUGGAGCGAAUCAUCUCCAGAGUACGAGACGUGUCGCCAACAUGAGGGACAUGGUAACAGCAACAACACCAGCAGCAGCUUCAACCGACCUUCCACCGGAAGCAAUCCAAGUAAUGACGCACAGUCUUUCUCUCCCACGAGUGACGCAAGCUGGGGCUCGUCUCCCGCUCCGCAAAUCCAGGGCAGCUACAUGGACCUUUCGGAUACCAUUGCCACCACCACCACCACUACCACCAGCGCUAGCAUCACAUCUCCCCACAGCAACAGCAGCAUGUCUGCCUAUCCCGGUCACCAGCAGCAGCAACAGCAACAGGCAACAGAGCUAUCACAACACGGACUUACAGAUGCGUCCACGUGUCUACAAGGAACUGUUGAGACAGACACUCUCUUCAACAAUGCCAGUGGUGCUCCUCCUAACCAACAAACUCUGCCGAAUUUUGGCGUGGUCUGGACCUCAGCCCCGUCGUCAUCACAGCCAACCGUCAUCUCGGCUUCGUCCCCGUUUGUUGCCUCCCAUCAAGCUCAAUCAAGGUGGCACAACCUUCACCAGUACUCUGUCUCUGGUGAGCCGUUGUUGGACGAACCUCGGUUGUCCUCGUCCCUUUCCCUCGACAACAUGUCCGAAGGAGGCAUGUCUACCAUGCCCCCCAGCCCCAUCGACCCAUUCCACAAUAUUGGCGCUGGCACUGGUCACCACUCACUGCUUAUGGGGUAUGACGGCCUCCCCAGCCCUACGCAUAGCAGCUUCGGAGUUGGACCCUCUUCUACCAACGGCGGUGUCUCACUUCAGCACCAGCACCAACAGCAGCAGUACCCAUCAGUCAUGCUCAACGACAGCGGCCUUCCGUUUGACACCAAUGGCGGUAGUAACUUUUCACAUCACCCGUCCUCGUCGUCCUCCUCCUCCGGUGCCAGCGGUGGUGACGUUCUCUUCCGAGGCCCCAUUUCCAACCGCACGGUAUUCGACUACCCGCCUUCGGGUUCUUCACACCUUCAACAUGACACCCAUGUCGCCCUAAAGGCUGAGGGGCCAUUGGCUGUUGCGCCUACCUCUCUCUGGCUGAACAACCCUCACCACAAAACACCGACGCCCCAUCCCUCGCCUGAGUCAUCCCCCAUUGGUGCAAACAGCUUCUUCCAUCAGAACCAGAUGCCUCUGCCUCUUGACUUUGGCAGCAGCAACGCUCAUUUUGGAAGUAGUCCGCAUAUCAACACCAGCCAACUACACCCGCACUACGUCCAACAACAGCAGGCAAGCAACCGGGCACAACGCAAGUCCCUCCCUCACAGCCCCCCGCGUCGUGGAAUGGGCGGUGGUGGCCGGCCAUCCAGCCCCCGUUACAACCCCGCCGUCAUGGCAACCCGAGAGAUGCUCCCUUCUCAUCCCAACUCUCCUUCCAUUGCCUGGGCGCAUCACCAGGGACAGGGCCAUCCUCAUAGUCUUCCUCAUCAUCAUCCUUUGAUGAUGAAGCCAAACACCAUUCCCUCCCACCAUCACCAGCAACCUCACGCCUCACUGGCUUCCAUGUCCUCCCAAUCCCGCAGACAACAACCCUUCCACCACGGCGUCCACCCCUACCAUAGCCUGCCCUCCUCUAGUACCAAGCGUCGCAAUCAAGGUCAUCAAGAUCACGUAACCGACCAUCUCAAGCGCGCUAGAGCGGAACAAGACGCGCUGCUGGUGAAGCUUCGCAACCAAGGAAAGUCGUACAAGCAGAUUCGCCAGAUUGGACGGUUCACCGAGGCGGAGUCGACUCUCAGGGGACGGUAUAGGACUUUGACAAAGAGUAGGGAGCAGAGGGUUAGGAGGCCGGAGUGGACCGAUAAGGAUUUACGUCUCCUAGAAAAAGCCGUCCGCGAGUUCGCCAAAGGGCCAUUGAGCGUUACUUACUCCAACCCGUCCUCUUCCUCCUCUUCCGCUGGCCCACCUUCGACUACAACACCACCCACCGACGAAGCCAUGAGCAUCACUUCCCUCGUCUCCAGAGACACCACCAGCACCAGCACAUCCUCCACCACCUCCCCCUCUUCCUCCUCCUCCUCUACAACCCCACCAGCAGCCCCCAAAACAACUCCCAAAGGCAUCCCAACCACCACCACCAAAAUCCCCUGGAAGCAAGUCUCCCACUACAUCUUCUCCAAAGGCGGCUCCUACAAGUUCGGCAACGCCACGGUCCGCAAGCGAUGGGAGGAACUGAUGCGCGACCAGCUUGCAAAGGGCAAGGAUUUGCAAAAGCCGUUUUACGAGCAGCGGAGUAAGCGGAGUGCUUACCAUUUGCUUUCCCAAUCUCAGUCUCUGUCUCAGUCUGGCUCUCCUUCCGCUUCCGCUUCUGGGUUUGCUGCGUCCAACAACAAACGGGGUGCUGGUCAAGUACCUCUACAGAGAAGCCAGGGUCAGGGUCAGGGCAAGACUGCUGGUGCUGAGGACACCUCUAGGAGACAUGGAGAGAGAAACUCUAGUGCUGCUCAAAUCAAAAACGAGAGAGGAGGAGAAGAGGGCAAUGAGGAUGGGAAUCUGGCGUACUCGGAUUGGCUGGAUAUGAGUGCUCUAGGGGAUGAUGCUGAUGAGAACCAUACGAACCAUAAGGGCAACGGCACUGAUGGCGAUGGAGAAUAUGAGCUUUCUGAUGCGUCUGAUUCGGAAGAAGAGGAAGAAGAAGAGGAUUCGGAUGAUGAUUACAUGGAGGAGUGAUCGCCGUCGGCACAUCAUCCUCUUUCCACCCUCUCUCUCUCUUUUCCUACAGAUCGUUUUCACCUUCCGGUCUUCAUCUACCUGGUCUUCAUUCACCCUAAUCACAAACCUGUCGUCACUUGAUGGCUUUCCAAAUACGCGAGAAAAUUGUGUGUGUGUAUACAUACCUACGAGUUCCCUUUUCUGUACUUUUGUUAGUACCGUGCAGCCUUUUCUGUACCGAUACAAAACAGGAUGGGGCUCGUUAUAAGUAGGUCGGUACCACUACAAGCACAUACAGAUACACGCGCGCACGCAGGGAGAUCGACAAGCUGAUGAACAGACGACACUGGAAGGGCUCAGAUGGGUGAUGGUGGAUGAUACAUAAUAUGGUAGAUGGAGAGGUGAGGAAAGG
Neurospora hispaniola is the source of this 3118-nucleotide messenger RNA. RefSeq lists its product as uncharacterized. The coding region runs from base 1 to 2724 and encodes 907 amino acids. The transcript has 3 exons. The record is from RefSeq and is a predicted model, not a curated record. Lineage: Eukaryota; Fungi; Ascomycota; Sordariomycetes; Sordariales; Sordariaceae.